This is a messenger RNA of Zalophus californianus (California sea lion), 3228 nucleotides long. It is a transcript of the gene APPL2, whose product is annotated as adaptor protein, phosphotyrosine interacting with PH domain and leucine zipper 2. Gene Ontology annotation, molecular function: protein binding. Gene Ontology annotation, cellular component: endosome membrane; cytoplasm. The record is from RefSeq and is a predicted model, not a curated record. Lineage: Eukaryota; Metazoa; Chordata; Mammalia; Carnivora; Otariidae. Gene Ontology annotation, biological process: signaling. The coding region runs from base 146 to 2269 and encodes 707 amino acids. The transcript is spliced from 22 exons.
GCUACGGGGGAGGCGGCCACUGGCCUGGCGUGGGCGCGCGCGGGGCCGCGGCGGGCACGGAGAGUUAGCCGCGUCGCUUCAGCCCGGAGCACCCUCAGCGGCCGCGCCUCCCGCCCUCUGUCCUUCUGCCCGGCCCCGCGCCACCAUGCCCGCCGUGGACAAGCUCCUGCUGGAGGAGGCGUUGCAGGACAGCCCCCAGACUCGCUCUUUACUGAGUGUAUUUGAGGAAGAUGCUGGUACCCUCACGGAUUAUACCAACCAGCUGCUCCAGGCGAUGCAGCGCGUCUACGGAGCCCAGAAUGAGAUGUGCCUGGCCACUCAGCAGCUUUCUAAGCAGCUGCUAGCAUAUGAAAAACAGAAUUUUGCUCUUGGCAAAGGCGAUGAGGAAGUAAUUUCUACACUCCACUAUUUUUCCAAAGUGGUAGAUGAGCUUAAUGUUCUCCAUACAGAGCUGGCUAAACAGUUGGCAGACACAAUGGUUCUACCUAUUAUACAAUUUCGAGAAAAGGAUCUCACAGAGGUUAGCACUUUAAAGGAUCUUUUUGGACUCGCCAGUAAUGAGCAUGACCUCUCAAUGGCAAAAUAUAGCAGGCUUCCUAAAAAAAAGGAGAAUGAGAAGGUGAAGACAGAUGUCGUGAAAGAGGUGGCGGCCACACGGCGGAAACAGCACCUCUCUUCCCUUCAGUAUUACUGCGCCCUCAACGCGCUGCAGUACAGGAAGCGUGUAGCCAUGAUGGAGCCCAUGAUAGGCUUUGCCCACGGACAGAUUAACUUUUUUAAGAAGGGAGCAGAGAUGUUUUCCCAAAAUAUGAACAGCUUUUUAUCCUCAGUUGCGGACAUGGUCCAAAGCAUUCAAGUGGAACUAGAAGCUGAAGCCGAGAAGAUGCAGGUGUCCCAGCAAGAAUUGGUCUCUGUUGAUGAGUCUGUUUACACCCCGGACUCUGACGUGGCUGCACCACAGAUCAACAGGAACCUCAUCCAGAAGGCUGGUUACCUUAAUCUUAGAAGUAAAACAGGGCUGGUCACCACCACCUGGGAGAGGCUUUAUUUCUUCACGCAAGGCGGGAACCUCAUGUGUCAGCCACGGGGCGCCGUGGCCGGAGGCCUGAUCCAGGACCUGGACAACUGCUCGGUGAUGGCGGUGGAUUGUGAAGACCGACGAUACUGCUUCCAGAUCACCACGCCCAACGGGAAAUCGGGAAUAAUCCUCCAGGCAGAAAGCAGAAAGGAAAAUGAAGAGUGGAUAAGUGCCAUAAACAACAUCUCCAGACAGAUCUACCUGACUGACAACCCAGAGGCGGUCGCCAUCAAGUUGAAUCAGACGGCUCUCCAAGCAGUGACUCCUAUUACAAGUUUUGGAAAAAAGCAAGAAAGCUCAUGCCCCAGAUACUAUCUCGUGAGUCCAGACAGAUGUCAUCAGAAAGCUAAGAGUUCAGUUCCCGGGGUCUUGAUGCUGUGCGGCGGGGCGCCAGCCCUGGGUGUGCGGGAAGGAGCAGUAGAAGAGAAGGUCAGAAAGUGGCCCCAGAACCUGAGAAAUUUAGAGCUGGAGAAUGACAAGAUUGUUCCCAAAGCAGCGGCCCGUGUCCCUGACGCCGAUGAGCUCAUCGCACCCGGAACACCUAUCCAGUUCGAUAUCGUCCUUCCUGCCACAGAAUUCCUGGACCAGAACAGAGGGAGCAGGCGCAUCAACCCUUUUGGUGAGACUGAGGAUGAGACCUUUCCAGAAGCAGAAGAUUCCCUUUUGCAACAGAUGUUUAUAGUUCGGUUUCUGGGAUCGAUGGCAGUUAAAACAGACAACACUACCGAAGUGAUUUAUGAAGCAAUGAGACAAGUGUUGGCCGCUCGGGCUAUUCACAACAUCUUCCGCACGACGGAAUCCCACCUGCUGGUCACCAGCCAGACUCUGAGGUUGAUAGAUCCUCAGACUCAAGUAACAAGGGCAAAUUUUGAACUCACCAGCAUCACCCAGUUUGCUGCUCAUCAGGAGAACAAGAGACUGGUUGGCUUCGUGGUCCGCACAUCGGAAUCCACAGGUGGAGAGGCUCUGAGCACAUACGUUUUUGAAAGCAACUCAGAAGGCGAAAAGAUAUGUUAUGCUAUUAAUUUGGGGAAAGAAAUCAUUGAAGUUCAGAAGGAUCCAGAAGCAUUGGCUCAGUUAAUGCUGUCCAUACCACUAACCAAUGAUGGAAAAUAUGUACUGUUAAACGAUCAACCAGAUGACAAUGAUGGAAGUCCAAGUGAAAAUAGAGGCGCAGAAUCUGAAGCAUAACUCUCUUGGGCCUUUGGGGGAAGAGCACCCAGGAAGGAGAGCUACCUCCUUAAGGGUUUUCAACUUCUCUGAUAUACAGGCCCAUGACCUGGUUUCAGAAUGCUGACAAUCGCUUGUGGAAUGUCCUCUGGAUGCCUUGAUACUGAGAGAUGGGAGGGAAACAGUAAGAAAUGGUUGACAACAUUCCUACCCAUCUACAAAUGUUAUUUUAGGUGCUUUGUGGUAAGUCUUUUUCUUAGAUUUUAUUGUUCAGCACUCAGAAUGAAAGUUAAAGAAAAAAUGCAUUGUUCACUUUAUUCAAAUGUCAUCUCUUCAGUUUCCAAUACCCUUUUUUAAAAAUGGUAAAAACCUAGAUUUAUAAUUUGAUAAACACUAAAUAUUUCCUAUUAAUAUAUUUUUGUAUUUUACUUAAUGAGCUUUAAGUGCCUGUCACUCUGAAAAUUGUGUAUUUAUAAUCAAGCUUGUUUUACAAUUGGACUUAAUAGCAUUAAUUUGUGCAGUUAAGUGACAGCCCUGCUUUGAGGCCUGAGCACUAGCAAAAAUGCAGUUUUGAUAAUUUUUCCAGACAUGUAAUAAAAAGACUAGCAGAUGAGUACCACAAAAGAUGUUCAAUUUUACAUUGGAACCUUAAUGAACCAGCAUUCAGAAGUUUAUGGUCCUUUAGAUAUUUGUAGUGGUGGAUCACCAUGGACAGAGUGAAGCUCUACCAGUUCCUGAUUCUUGAGCCAGACCCUCCUUAAGGAAGGGACCAAUUAAUUUUAAAACUCACUUGAAGCACGGCUGGUUGUGGGGCUUGGUACAAAGUUCCUAUUUCCACCCCUACCUAUUAAAAUAAGUAUAAUGAUCUUGAAUUGGCACAGUGUGUUUAAUUAUAACCAAGUUCAACAGAAUAUCAUUGUCUUUGUAAUAAAUUAACCUAGCAAUAAAUGCUAGCAAAUAAAAACUAUCAUUGUUUCUUU